AAUGUGACCAAAAAAUUAGCACAUGAUUUAUUUCAUAAUCAUAGACAGGCUAGCGAUGAAGAGAUAAAAGAGCAACUUAAAGAAAUAUUAGAAAAUAAUGAUGAAUAUAAGGAAAAUCUACAAAAAUUAAAUGAAAAAGAUGUUUCGUUUAACAAGUUUUGGAGCAAUAAGCUUUAUUCAGAAGCAUAUAAUGACUUAUACAACUCCUGUGACCCAGAUGAUCCAAAUUCUGACAUAUUUCUUUCAUUAAUCAUAAAAUAUAUUUUUGUUUCCAAUGAAGAACGUACCCAAGCAAAUGCUAUUUGGACCCAAGCAGUUCUGGAGACUAUUUUUGAUAAGGAAUAUCUUUCACCAAAAAUUAAUAGAAAUGUCAUCGAUAUGUGGAUUCAGAAGCUUUUGAACCCUGAGGAUAAUGAAAAUGAUACUAUUAUACAAAAAGGUCCUGCAAGUUUUUGCGCAAGUUCUCCCGCAAUAUCAGAAGCAGCGAUUCAAGAAAAUUAUGAAUUAUUUAGUGGUGAUGAUAAUGAAAAUGAUUGUAGUAGUGAUAGCAAUUAUGAGGAAGAUUAA
Messenger RNA from Racocetra persica, 567 nucleotides. The record is from the annotation of a GenBank genome assembly. NCBI's taxonomy places the organism in Eukaryota, Fungi, Glomeromycota, Glomeromycetes, Diversisporales, Gigasporaceae.